Molecule: messenger RNA, 897 nt
Organism: Pomacea canaliculata
Lineage: Eukaryota; Metazoa; Mollusca; Gastropoda; Architaenioglossa; Ampullariidae
Product: vitellogenin-like
Exons: 6
Coding region: 1-897 (298 amino acids)
Biological process (GO): lipid transport
Molecular function (GO): lipid carrier activity
Source: RefSeq, a predicted model, not a curated record
AUGGUCGCUACCUCUGGGUGCGAGACUGCCGGAGAUGACGAUAACAACUUGGAGGAGCAGUUAGCGGCCAGAGAUUACGAGUGGUCCUCCUCAGUGAUUGGCGAGACUCAGGCUCGGAGAAAAAAACUGGACAUCCCACUUGGAGACUGGAGCAGUAACUGUGCAACGACAUGCAAACCUUCCCAGAAGUUCAACUACGAGACUGGCAAGACCUACACCUAUGACUACGAUGUGCGGACAGAGACAGCCAUGGACGGAGCGUCCGAGAACAAGGCCCUGCUGGCCAUCAGAGGACGAGCCGACAUCGAGGUCAUAAGCCAGUGUGACCUCGUCCUAGUGCUCAGGGACAUGACCAUCUACGAAUCAAGCCCACUGCAGGAUGACCAGCUGGUUCCCGCCCCCCGCUCACAGGAGCUGCGACGGGUGCUGGAGGCAACUCCACUUCGCUUCUCUUACCAAGAUGGCGUUGUUGCCGAGUUGUGCCCUGACAACAGAGAGGAUGGCUGGGCGCUGAAUGUGAAGCGAGGUGUCUUGUCCGCCCUGCAGAACUCCAUGGAGAGACUCGAGGGCAGCGAGACUGUGCAGGAGGCUGACGUCACAGGUCGUUGUCAAGCCAAGUACGAGGUGACAAGCAACGGCUGGUACACCAUGUCCAUCAAGCGUUCGAAGGACCUCCUGGGCUGUACAGACCGCCACGACUACAUCGGCAGCAUCCAGACCACUCCUUAUCAGAUGGCUUCGGACCUGCAGUCCCUGCCGCUGAUGAAGAGCGAGCACCAGUGCACGCAGGAGGUGUCAAGCCGAAUCCUGAGGUCCAGCACGUGCGAUGAGACUCACACCUUCCGGCCUUUCUCCUCCAGAGCGGCGGCGCCCGCACGACCGUUACUCAGAGACUGA